GACAUUUGACCAUUUCAAAGCAGCAAAGAGAAAAGUAGUGAUGGAGAGUGAAAUCACCCCGUUUUUCUCUCCUAGCCAUUUACUAUUUUACAUGCCUCCGGGACUGGCCAGUAUUACUAUAUAGCCAUGCAGCGCCUAGGCGAAAAAGCAGACCGCCAUUGUGACGCCGUGGAGCCAAACGAUCGUCGUGUAAGGGAGUCUGGCCGGUGGUCCCGAACCCAGGUGAGGUGACAUCGGCUCGGCUCUCUUCCGCUCCGGCUUUCCCUUGAGGUACAUUACAUAGAAGAAGCUCUUUCACAAUGGUAGUGGCGGUUCGAAAUUACCUCCCAUUGGGAAUUUUGGUUGCUGUUGCUGUAGCCUUUGUUUUGGGUGCCUUUUUGCCGGUUCAAGCUCAUGCUCAACCCGAGUCAAUGUCUCCAGCCCAACCCCUUGCUACUAGCGAUGGGACGAGCAUAGAUCAAGGGAUUGCGUAUGCAUUAAUGUUGUUGGCCUUGGUUCUCACUUACAUUAUCCAUUCAGCUGACCUCUCUAUCAGUUUUUCAACUUGAUCACACAAAUAAUUUCAUUUCAUAGAGCUGCAGAUUCUAAAAUGGGGGUUAAAGAAUUUUGUGACUGGGUGGUGGCUGACUAGUUUUUAUCAUGGAUGGGAUUGUGCUUUUUUCUUUUCUUCUUUCUGGUACGGUUAAUUCAUGUCAUGGAUUGAACUUCACUUUCACUUGUAAAUGAUGGAUGCAAUGAUAAUUUCUUUUACCUCAA
Momordica charantia (bitter melon) is the source of this 756-nucleotide messenger RNA. The record is from RefSeq and is a predicted model, not a curated record. NCBI's taxonomy places the organism in Eukaryota, Viridiplantae, Streptophyta, Magnoliopsida, Cucurbitales, Cucurbitaceae.